AUGUUGAACACUGUCUGUUCCCUCCAUCCUUACCAGAAGGAAAUUGUUGCAUACAGCGUCAAUGCCAAGGAUAUGCGUUUGAGGCCCUGUACCACAGGAUCGGGGUAUGAGGACUGGGAGUACCUUGGAGAAUGGUGUAGUGAGCCUGCUAACUCGACCUGGGGCAACGGUGACUGGGCCAAGGUAUGGGGGUACAAUUUCGAAGUUGGGAAUGUGUUCAGUCUCGACAAAGAAGGCUACGAUGUCAAUGGCGAGACUUUCAUCACCCUCCGCGUUGAGGGUUCGUAUGUCCCGAUCACCGAAUCUGUUACCUCAAUGCAAGGAAUGCUCUGGGCGCCCGGAGCUAUCUCGAUACCAGACGGCGGAAACGUGACUUUUGAACCGACUAUGGCAGGUGUGCUUGACUGGGGAUCAUCCUCAUAUGCUGCAGCAGGAAAUGUCUUACCAGCGACGUCUCAAGCCUCCGAGAAGAGCGGUGCGCCUGAUCACUUUAUCUCGUACGUGUGGCUGACUGGGGACGUUUUCGGAGGCGUCGCCGGAUCCCCAAGUGACCAGCAAGGCUGGCAGAACCCGCUACUGCUUCCCCGUGAAUUGAAUAAACAUACUAUUUCCAAUGUGGUGGAUAAUGACCUUGCCUGGGAGACUGGCUCGUGGCGUGUGGAUGAUAGCGAGAAGAGCUGCCUUAAGCUUGAAACAAUGGGGAUCAAGAUUGCGAGGGAGACAUACAAGGCAAUGACAAACACGACGGCCCUUCAGCGAGCCGAAGCGCACGUUGAGCGAUGCCUCUCUGCCCGUGACUCUGGUGUUCAAGCAGGUUUCAAGAUUCUUCCCUCGGAGCUUGAAUCGACGACUAUCUACUACCGAUUCUCGAAUGAAUCGAUUGUCAUUGACCGCAGUAACACAAGCGCAGCUGCCCAGCCAACCACUGGAAUUGACACUGCCACCGAGUCCGGGCGUUUGCGGUUGUUUGACAUCAGUAAGCAUUGCAAGGACGACAGUAAAGAUGAGGGUGAUGAUAGAGAGCAUGGCAGAAACUGCCACAUUGCCAAGCGUAACGCGUUCGCUGCAGAGGAUGAGUCCCACAUCGAGACUCUGGAUCUCACUGUUGUGGUUGACAACGCUGUUCUCGAAGUUUAUGCUAACUCACGGUUUGCCCUUUCUACCUGGGCUCGUACCUGGUAUGCCAACUCAACCGAGAUUAGCUUCUUCCAUAAUGGCGAGGGAGAAGUCACUUUCAGCGACAUCAGUGUGUCCGAUGGCUUGUAUGAUGCCUACCCAGACAGGGCGAGGUAA
Messenger RNA from Aspergillus bombycis, 1293 nucleotides. Its product is annotated as glycoside hydrolase family 32 protein. The record is from RefSeq and is a predicted model, not a curated record. Gene Ontology annotation, biological process: sucrose catabolic process. Lineage: Eukaryota; Fungi; Ascomycota; Eurotiomycetes; Eurotiales; Aspergillaceae. The transcript has 5 exons. Bases 1 to 1293 code for a protein of 430 amino acids. Gene Ontology annotation, molecular function: sucrose alpha-glucosidase activity.